This is a messenger RNA of Closterium sp. NIES-67, 1212 nucleotides long. Lineage: Eukaryota; Viridiplantae; Streptophyta; Zygnematophyceae; Desmidiales; Closteriaceae. The record is from the annotation of a GenBank genome assembly.
AUUCAGAGCUACAAUGGCUCACGCCACCUCUAGUCGAUCCUAACUAGCACGGCCGUAUGCCGUCCCUCCUCGUCUUCGAAGCCUAGCCCUUCCUUAAGGCUCCUUCCCGCGCCCCCCGUGCGCCCUCUCCCGCCGCGCUAUUCCGUCGCGCCCGCUCUUCCUCCCGUCCCGCGCCUUUUUGCCGCGCCCGCUCUCCCUUCCGUCGUGCGCCUCCCGUCGCGCUUGACGACGCGCUUCUAGCCGUCGCAUCCUUCUACUGCGCCCGUUGCUGCUGCCCGACAACACCGCGGUCAAUUGGCAUUCCUAUGCCCAAACCGUCACGGUGCUUCUCUCCUCAGUGACGGUCAACGGCUACAACCUGAAAGCCGUUGUCCAUCUCGAGGAGCGCGGUCUUCAGCCUGCCCAGCCGGAUGCUCCCGCGGGCCCUGCACCUCCUCCUCCUGGCGAUGCUCCCGUCAGCCCCGGCGAUCCUCCAACCUUCGCCCCUGACGUCAACGACCCUCAGAGCUCCGAGACCGCCAUCCGCACCUACCGUGCCGGCCUCACCGACCACAGCCUCACCAUGGACUCUACCACCGGCGCAGCUGCCUUCACGCGUCGCGUCCUCGACCUCGCUCGGCGCUUGGCGGCUCUUGGCGUGCCGUACCCGGACCCAGUGCUCUGCUGCCACCUCCUUGAAGGCUUGACUCCUGCCUUCGACACCCAUAAGAUCGCCUACAUGCAGCUGAUCGACAAGCGCAUCACCCCGGCUGAACGCUGCGGCCAGACCACUCAUGCCACUGAUUCUUGCUUCAAAGCGCUCAGUGAUGAGUGGUUUGCCCGCGGCAACACCGGCACCCCCCCCCGCUGGUCCUCCCUCUCUCCUCGCCCCACUCCUCAGGAAGUUCGUACCUCCCCUCUUUUUCAGCCCGUCUCCUCCCCCUUGGCCCACCAGGCCGUCUCUCAGCAUCAGCAGCAGCAGCAGACUCCGCAGCAGAUCCUGCCGCAGCCGUUUCAGCAGCAGCAGCAGCAGUUCCAGCAGCAGCAGCAGCAGGGGCAGCAGCACCUCUUCUCCCACCCUACCCCGCUUGGACCGCCGGCACCGCCGCUUCCGCAGCUCACCUCUCGGGCGCGUCUCCCGCGCCCUCAGCCACAGGCAGUGUGACUCCUUUCCCCUCCUCUGGUUUUGUUGGCAUGGUUAGCCAGGCUGGAACCCCCGCCCCUUCUAUGUAU